Messenger RNA from Apodemus sylvaticus (European woodmouse), 7636 nucleotides. RefSeq names its product synergin gamma (gene Synrg). The record is from RefSeq and is a predicted model, not a curated record. NCBI's taxonomy places the organism in Eukaryota, Metazoa, Chordata, Mammalia, Rodentia, Muridae. Gene Ontology annotation, cellular component: clathrin coat of trans-Golgi network vesicle. The transcript is spliced from 23 exons. Gene Ontology annotation, molecular function: protein binding. Bases 54 to 4280 code for a protein of 1408 amino acids.
GAAGUGCCUGUCUUCGGCUGACAGCUGCUGGCGCGGCAGCGGCCCGGAGCAAGAUGGCGCUGCGGCCGGGAGCCGGAGCCAGCGGUGCGGCGGGGGCGGGCGCGGGGCCCGGCGGGGCAGGCAGCUUCAUGUUUCCUGUUGCAAGUGGAAUGAGACCCCCUCAAGCAGGCCUGAUUCCAAUGCAACAGCAAGGAUUUCCUAUGGUCUCUGUCAUGCAGCCCAAUAUGCAAGGCAUGAUGGGAAUGAAUUACAGCUCUCAGAUGUCCCAAGGACCCAUUGCAAUGCAGGCAGGAAUACCAAUGGGGCCAAUGCCGGCAGCAGGGGUGCCUUUCCUGGGUCAGCCACCUUUCCUGAGCAUGCGUCCUGCAGGCCCACAGUACACUCCAGACAUGCAGAAGCAGUUUGCGGAAGAGCAACAAAAACGAUUUGAACAGCAACAAAAGCUCUUAGAAGAAGAAAGAAAAAGGCGUCAGUUUGAAGAGCAAAAACAAAAGCUCAGACUUCUCAGUAGCGUGAAACCCAAGACAGGAGAGAAGAACAGAGACGACGCUUUGGAAGCCAUAAAAGGAAACUUGGAUGGGUUUUCCAGAGAUGCUAAGAUGCACCCCACUCCAGCAUCACACCCCAAAAAACCAGACUGCCCCAUGUCAUCUCAUUCUACUAAAACUGUCCCCCCAUCAUCUGCCUUUCUUGGUGAAGACGAAUUCAGUGGCUUUAUGCAGGGGCCUGUUGAGCUUCCCACUUGUGGGCCUUCAUCCACAGCCCGGCCCUUUCAGUCUUUCCUCCCCGGCACCCCACUCGGCCAGUUACACACACAGCAGCCCGGGGCACAGCCUCUGCCGCCAGCUCAGGCUCCAGUGUCUUUUGCCGCACAUGGUGUCCAUGGGCAAAUUCCUUGUUUAUCUGCUGCUUCAGCUUCCCACAGUGUGCAGAAAGCAGGCCCUUCCUUGGAAGAGAAGCUCCUAGUAUCUUGUGAAAUACGUGCAUCUGGGCAGGAACACGUUAAAUUAAACCCUCCUGAUGCUGGGCACAAAGCCAUAGUCCCAGGUUCCAGUAAGAACUGCCCCGGUUUAGUGGCCCCUAGCAGGGGUGCUGUGGAUGGAUGUGGGAGUGGUCCCACUACUGCAGAAGCAGAAAAGGCUUCAGAUCAAACCCCGUCAAAGGAGCCGAGCGGUGUGGGCGUGUUUCCCUCUCAGGAUCCUGUUCAGCCCAGAAUGCCUCCUUGGAUUUACAAUGAGAGUUUGGUUCCAGAUGCCUAUAAGAAAAUUUUAGAAACCACAAUGACUUCAACUGGAAUAGAUACUGCUAAACUUUAUCCCAUUCUGAUGUCAUCUGGACUUCCCAGGGAAACUCUCGGACAGAUAUGGGCCUUAGCUAACCGAACUACACCUGGCAAGCUCACUAAGGAGGAGCUUUAUACCGUUCUCGCCAUGGUAGCAGUAACACAGAGGGGCGUUCCUGCCAUGAGCCCUGAUGCUCUGAACCAGUUCCCUGCGGCUCCCAUUCCUACCUUAAGCGGCUUUCCUAUGACUCUGCCUACCGCAGUGAGCCAGCCAACAGCAAUGCCCUCUGGCCCCGCAGGCUCCAUGCCCCUCGCCCUUGGACAGCCCAUCAUGGGCAUUAACCUUGUUGGACCAGUGGGUGGAGCUGCAGCACCAACUUCCAGUGGCUUCAUGCCAGCCUACCCCUCAAACCAGGUGGGAAAGACAGAAGAAGAUGACUUCCAAGAUUUUCAAGAUGCUUCAAAAUCAGGAUCCAUUGAUGAUUCUUUCACUGACUUCCAAGAGAUGCCUGCUUCCUCAAAAGCCAGUAAUUCCCAGCAUGGAAACAGUGCUCCCUCACUCUUGAUCCCACUCCCUGGGACUAAAGCCUCCACAGACAAAUACGCAGUGUUUAAAGGGAUUUCCACUGACAAACCCUCGGAAAACCCUGCUUCAUUUGGAGAGUCUGGUGAUAAAUAUAGUGCUUUCAGGGAACUUGAGCAAACAACAGACAGUAAGCCUUUAGGAGAGAGCUUUGCCGAGUUCCGAUCCACAGGAACCGAUGAUGGCUUCACUGACUUCAAGACCGCCGAUAGCGUGUCACCCCUAGAGCCACCAACAAAAGAUACUUUUCCAUCAGCUUUUGCCUCAGGAGCCGCACAGCAGACACAGACACAGGUGAAAACCCCUCUGAACUUAGCAGACCUAGAUAUGUUCUCCUCAGUGGAUUGCAGUGGCAGCGAGAAACCAGUGCCCCUUUCAGCUGCGUUCAGCACAGCAAAGCCAGCUUCCGCUCGACCUCAGCCGGCGGCUUCAGUGGCAGCCUCAGCAGCACCAGCGUCCACUAAAACUGCUAGUUUGGCAGAUGAUUUUGGAGAGUUCAACCUCUUUGGGGACUAUUCGACCCCUGCAUCUGCUGGGGAGCAGGACGACUUUGCAGAUUUCAUGGCUUUCGGUAACAGCUCCAUUUCAUCCGAGCCAAAGGCAGAUGACAAGUAUGAAGCCCUCAGGGAGGAAGUGAGUCCCGGCCUCUUGUCCAGCAGCACUGUGGAGGGUGCACAGAACCGACCUGCUGCCACAACCAAGUACGAUGUCUUCAAACAGCUUUCCCUAGAGGGCGCUGGACUGGCCAUGGAGGAAUUCAAAGAGAACACUUCUUCCACAAAGAGUGACGAUGACUUUGCCGACUUCCACUCCAGUAAAUUUUCAUCCACGAGCUCAGACAAAUCCCUGGGAGAGAAAGCUGUGGCUUUCAGACAUGCCAAAGAAGACUCGUCCUCAGUGAAGUCUUUAGACCUCCCCUCCAUCGGUGGCAGCAGUGUUGGCAAGGAGGACUCUGAAGAUGCACUUUCUGUUCAGUUUGACAUGAAACUGGCUGAUGUGGGAGGAGAUCUUAAGCAUGUCAUGUCUGAUAGCUCUUUGGAUUUACCAACAGUUAGUGGCCAACAUCCUCCUGCUGCAGAUGUAGAGGACUUAACCUGUGCUGCUUUUGGAAGCUGUAGUAGCCAUUUCACAGUGAGCACACUUGUAAGCUGGGAAUGGUCAGACAGGGGUGAUGCACCUCAGGGCAGAAAACUCUCUCCAUUCGUCCUCUCAGCAGGAAGUGGGUCCUUCUCAGCCGCCUCAAACCUUCAAACAAAAGAGAUCUCAUUUGGCAGUUCUGAAAACAUCACCAUAUCAUCUCUCUCCAAAGGAUCAGCCUUGGCCAGUGAGGAUGCUCUUCCAGAGACUCCCUUCCCAGCUUUUGCCAGCUUUAAAGACACGAUGCCCCAGACCACCGAGCAGAAAGAGUAUGACAGUGGGGACUUUCAGGAUUUCACAAGGCAGGACAUGACCAUGGUGGACCGGAGCCAAGAGACCACAUGUCCCAGCCCAGCUUCCAGUGUGGCCUCUCAUGGAACCCCCAAGGAGGGUGCAGACGACUUUGGAGAAUUUCAAAGUGAAAAGCCCAAAAUCAGCAAGUUUGACUUUUUAGUAGCUAAUUCACAAAGCAAAAUGAAGUCCAGUGAAGAAAUGAUCAAAAGUGAACUGGCAACCUUUGACCUUUCUGUUCAAGGAUCACACAAGAGGAGCUUGAGCCUUGGGGAUAAAGAGAUAAGCCGGUCCUCUCCUUCCCCAGCCCUGGAGCAGCCUUUCCGAGACCGGUCCAGCACUCUGAGUGAGAGGGCUACGUUGCCUGUCAUCCGCGACAAGUACAAGGAUCUGACCGGCGAAGUGGAGGAAAAUGAGAGAUACGCAUAUGAGUGGCAGAGAUGCCUUGGGAGCGCCCUGGAUGUCAUUAAGAAGGCAAACGACACCUUAAACGGCAUUAGCAGCAGUGCUGUUUGCACAGAAGUUAUCCAGUCAGCCCAAGGCAUGGAGUAUCUUUUAGGUGUGGUGGAAGUGUACCGAGUGACCAAGCGUGUGGAGCUGGGGAUAAAAGCCACUGCCGUGUGUAGUGAGAAACUCCAGCAGUUGCUGAAGGACAUCGAUAAAGUGUGGAACAACUUAAUCGGCUUCAUGUCACUUGCCACACUCACACCAGACGAGAAUUCACUGGAUUUUUCCUCCUGUAUGUUACGGCCUGGGAUCAAAAACGCUCAGGAGCUGGCUUGUGGAGUGUGUCUCUUAAAUGUGGACUCCAGGAGCCGGAAAGAAGAGACGCCUGCAGAAGGACAGCCUAAAAAAGCGUUCAACUCAGAGACUGACAGUUUCAAGCUGGCCUAUGGGGGACACCAGUACCACGCCAGCUGUGCCAACUUCUGGAUCAACUGUGUCGAACCCAAGCCUCCCGGCCUCCUCUUACCGGAUCUGCUCUGAAAAGCUGUUCAAUGAAGCUGAUUUUUUGGUUGUUUCUGUCACAGGACUUAGGGUGACAGAAAUCAAUAAAUAGAAUGCAAGUACUGCAAAGUCCCCUUCCACCGGUCUCUUUGAAGCAUUCCCCAGGAGGUAGGGUCCCACCAGAAAACCUUCUGUCACUGCUGCCACCUGCCCCUCUUUGAGACUUGAGGUAAAUUGCUAGACCCAAACUGCCCGUGGCACUGGACGCUUGCUUGCUUAUCUCCUCUGGCUUUGUUGUUGUGGAUGGUUUGAUUUUCUUUCUUAAGGAUAGGGCCUUGAUGACCUUGAAUUUGCAUCAGGGCUCCCUGUCGCCUCCCAAGUGCUGGAUCACAGGUACAUGCCACCAUACCCUGCUUCUCUUGUUCCUCUCUAGAUAAUUUAAAACGCAGACCAAAGUUUUCUGUGAGGAGUAAUCUUCUGCUGAAGUGUAUGUGAAACGUUAACAAAAGAAGAAAAAUAACUUCUGCUAGGACCAGAUUCCACGAGUUUGUCUCCAGCCGGCUCACUUAUAUAUCCAUCAUUUUGGCCCUAGGAGGCAGAACACACUUUUCUGCAUUUAGCUUUUAAACACUUGAAGUGAAUAAAAAAGGCUUGUGAUUAAACUGAUGCUCUGUCCUGGUAAAGAGAGCACUGCUGUCUCCACUGCACAGCGGCAGGCCAGGAGGACACAUAGUCACCUCCUGUGGCACCUCACCUCUUCCCCUUCCUGCCUUCCCUGCUUUGACAGCCCAGAGCCUGUGUCCAGGAUGUGCGUCCUUCCCCUUGGAGCCUUUAUUGAGAACCUGCUGUUUUGCCUCAACAUCAAGCAUAGCACCAAGCAUGGUGUUUUCCCACCAGAUUACAGCCGUGGACUGAAAUCUCUUCGUAGUGGCCGCUGUCCACAAAGAAGACUGCAUAGGAGCCAGCGGUGCUGGACUGGGCAGUACAUCAGGAGAGGUCUGAGAACGGACUCAGGGUGAGAGGGAGUUCUGGGCCUAGCACAGUGAUUCUCAACCCUCCUAAUGCUGGGACCUUUUAAUACUGUUCCUCAUGUUGUAGUGACCCCCUAGCCAUAAAAUUACUUUUGUUGCUACUUCAUAACUAAUUUUGCCAGUGUUACGAAUCAGAAUGUAAAUAUCUGUGUUUUCCAAUGGUCUUAAGUGAACCCUGUGAAAAGGUCAUUGACACCCUCUACAGGGGUCAUCACGAUGUCACGGAUGUCAGGCCCACAGGUUGAGAGCCGCUGUCAUAAUGAGAGGAACAGUAAGGUAGGGUGUGUGUUUGUGUAUACACGUACACUUCAGAUGCAGCAGAGGAAAGUGGUUAUAAACAGCACUGAAUUUUCAAAGGAAAAGUCUUACACUGGUAUAGGAAUUUGUCAGAUAAACAAAAUGCAUAAAACCAAGAGAACGCAAGCUGAAGUGGUUAAAAGGGCUUGUUCCGAGGAGAAGCCAGGGACUCUGGGACAGCUCUCUCUCUGGCGCGUGGGUCUGGGCUUUGGGAAGACUCUCUGGAUCGCACAUGCAUCCCUCAGCUGAUGCAGUUUUUAUUUGGAAGUCUAAAAUGUUAGGUUUUGUCUAUCUCACUCUUGCUUUUACACAAUUCAUCAUCUCCCCUUCCUCCUGAGGGGUGUCUGUGCUGUUCCAUCUUGUACCUUGUGUGUUUUCCCCAAGAUCGGAUCAUUUGCAGCUGUUGAUGCAGCUUCUCCUAGCCUUGCUGUGGCCCAGAAGGCAGGGUGAAGAGCCGAUGGUCCGUUUACUCAUCUGUUCCAGAUGACAUCAUCUCCAGCUCCUGAUAUUCAGAAAGCUGUGCAUUGUGACCACAUGGCCUUCCCCUCGCCAGGGCUGGUGGAGUGUGGAGACUCCACACUCAGAGGUAGGCUGCUUUUCAGUACACUCUUGUAAUGGCCCCUCCAGUGUCUCUCCACGCCACAGAGUAACAAGUAGGCCCUCCAGUCUUUACUCUAGGAUUGACCUUAGCAUUAGCAAUGUCCCCAGUUUAGCCACAUUUACACCACUGAAGCAUGUUCUGAAAAUGCUAUGUGAAGUAUUUUCUGCCCAGUGGCCUGUACCCAUGACUUCUGUUAAAGUACCUAGAUCGCCUCCACUCCUCGACGUAGUCCAGGAUGCCUCAGUUAAAAUUCCUUACCAUAGGGUUAGUCACUCCUUGGGAGGUGCCAGAGGAAAAUUCAGUGGGUGUAAGCAGAAAGCCUUUACCACGAAAAUUAUUGACUGUUUAAUGCCUCAAAGGCUUAGUCAGAAUCCUCCACCAGGGGUUAGGGGAGUGUGCGAUAUUAGCCGGCUGAUUUUCUCUGCACGCAUGUAUUAAAAUGACUCAUGUUGCAUUCAGCUUUACCUCAGCUCUUGUUAGCCAAGAGCCUGGUCCGUGUCCUUGGAAACAGUAACCAAGGUUACUCUUCUCCACGCUGUGCAUUGUGUCGGGCAGCUGCACCCACAGUUUGAAUGGCAACUAAUAAGCACUUGUGGCUGGGUGCUGGCCUUGCCUUUUCUGUCCUGUGGUUGCUGUGUGACCUGUGUGGACAUGCUUGAGACAGAAGGGUCUCAAGGUGCACAUGGAAAUGAUCUGAGCUUCCCUGUCUGAGUCUGCUAGUUGGCAUACCAUCUGGGAUACACAUUUUAAAUUAGUAUUUUGUGUUGCUCUACGUAUUUUAGGUGUUUUGCUUGUUUUUAUUUUUGGUCUUAUUUCCCGUUUUUCUAUUUAUGUGACAUCAAAAAGAUUUCUCAAGCAGAAAUUGGAGAUGCUUGCUUUGCACUGGGGGCUGUUCUAAGGCUUCUAAGUACCUUCAAGGUCAAACACCCUUCAACAGUUAACAAAGGAACUCUGACAUUUUCAGACAUUUGUCAUGAAGGAGUCAUUGCAGCCUGCUGUAGACAUUCCAGCAGAUGCCAGAAUGCAGGUCAAGAUGUGUGUGGCCUGUGGUUUGUCUAGACUGGGUACCACUCCUGUGGAAAGGGUACACCAAAGGAGACUGAAAAGCCCCCUCCUUUCAAAGUUCAGCCAAGAAAUAGGGCUUAUGUGAAACAACUCAGUUUAAAACAAAACAAAACAAAACAAAAAAAAACUUUACAAAUACUUUUCUAACAAAGUAUCAUUACAAUAAAAUUUUACUUAGUUCCAUUCUUUAUAUGGAGAACAUAGUGCAAGUGGCUUUUAAACAGGCCACCUGUGACCUCUCAUGUCAUAGCUGCAGCCCAGCUAACCUGAUGAAUGUCGCAAGCCCACCAUGAAACAGGUUUCUUGUGUAUAUGAUGUGGAACAUGGUCCUGUAUGUUAAAAGAUGGUGUGUAGCUUUUCCCUUGUGUACAUUCUAAUAAACAACUACUCUGCUGUGUUUA